AUGCAGCGACCAAUUCAUGAUCCGCAAGUAGAUGUCUUACCACAGAGUCUGUUGCUACCUCUUAUUAUCAGUCAGCUUAAACACUAUGGAUACAAUGGUGCUGCAAAAUACGUGGCUGAUAUAGCUGAGCUUCCACUCUCAUUUGAACCAUCUGCAAAAUUGGCCGAACUGAGUUUUAUUGGUCAGCGAACAAAAGAUGCUUUAGGGGAAUCUUCUGAUCUACAAGUACCAACAACCGACGUAACCAUAUCUGCCUCUGAAAACGCAACGGAUGCCAUUGGGUCUUUGGAUAUGGACUCGAAUACUAAGCCUACUGGACCAAAUCCUACUCCUGACUAUACCACUUUGUUUACAACUACGCAUAGACUCGGAUGCCGUGCACUUGCCUUUUCUCCUGAUGGAAGAUACAUUGCCACUGGCUCUCAAGACACUACAAUGAAGAUUCUUGAUACUCAACGCCUUGUAAUGCAGCAGAACGAAUCUUCUGAAGAACGAAAGGUCGUCCGAACUCUGUACGAUCAUACCGGUGCAGUGAAUGAUAUUCAGUUUCACCCAAACGGAAACGUACUGGCAUCCGGAUCUGAUGACUGCCAAAUCAAACUGUUUGAUAUGAACAAGAUGCAUGUUAAACGCGCUUUUCGCUACUUACCGGAUGCAUAUCCUAUUCGAUCCAUUGGGUUCCAUCCAAGUGGCGAUUAUUUGAUCUCUGGAACAGACCAUCAUGCUGUGCGGAUCUAUGACAUUCAUACAAUGAAAUGCUUUAUUCCUUCUAAUCCUGCAGACAAUCAUAAUGGUGGGAUUCUUAAAGUUGCGUAUUCUCCAUUGGGCACAAUUUUUGCCACAAGCAGUCAAGACGGCUCGAUAAAACUGUAUGACACUGUGUCCAGUCGCUGUAUCAACACUAUUCCAAAUGCACACAGCGGUCUUCCAGCAACUAGCAUUGUGUUUUCCAAAAACAGCAAGUACUUGUUGUCUACUGGAAUGGACUCUGUUGGACGGCUAUGGGACAUGACUUCUGGCAAGGUUCUUGUAAGCUAUCAAGGAACCUCUCAUCAGACGGACAAGACUAGCAUGAUUUUCAAUUAUAAUGAAGAUUAUGUAGUGGGCUCAGAUGAUGAGACUAGCAGUCUUUCUAUAUGGGACUCGCGAACGGGUGUUUUACUGCUUAAACUAGGAGGACAUACCAAGCAGAUUUUAGCAAUUGCAUCUAGUCCCGUCGACGCAGGGAUCAUGACUGGAAGUAAUGAUUUUAGAGCCAGAUACUGGAAUUUGAAAAGUGCAAUACAAGGAUGAGCUGGCUGAUACUACAGAUGAUAAAACUGCAAUGAAAUGACAUUAAUCAACGUAUCUUUU
Batrachochytrium dendrobatidis JAM81 is the source of this 1353-nucleotide messenger RNA. RefSeq lists its product as uncharacterized. NCBI's taxonomy places the organism in Eukaryota, Fungi, Chytridiomycota, Chytridiomycetes, Rhizophydiales. Gene Ontology annotation, biological process: mRNA 3'-end processing. The coding region runs from base 1 to 1293 and encodes 430 amino acids. Gene Ontology annotation, molecular function: RNA binding; protein binding. The record is from RefSeq and is a predicted model, not a curated record. Gene Ontology annotation, cellular component: mRNA cleavage stimulating factor complex. The transcript has 7 exons.